Molecule: messenger RNA, 1346 nt
Organism: Polistes canadensis
Lineage: Eukaryota; Metazoa; Arthropoda; Insecta; Hymenoptera; Vespidae
Gene: Fdh
Product: alcohol dehydrogenase class-3
Exons: 8
Coding region: 68-1204 (378 amino acids)
Biological process (GO): formaldehyde catabolic process
Cellular component (GO): cytosol
Molecular function (GO): zinc ion binding; S-(hydroxymethyl)glutathione dehydrogenase [NAD(P)+] activity
Source: RefSeq, a predicted model, not a curated record
AGUACCGUCCAUAAAAUUUUGAUAACACGGAAAAAGGUUAUAACCUCUGAUAACAAUAACAACAAUUAUGGCAGAUACAGCAGGAAAGGUUAUUAAAUGCAAGGCAGCAGUAGCAUGGAAGGAAAAGGAAAAGUUAUCAAUAGAAGAGAUUGAAGUAGCUCCUCCUAAAGCUCAUGAAGUACGUGUUAAAAUACUAUACACUGCAUUGUGUCAUACGGAUUCUUAUACUUUAGAAGGAUUAGAUUCAGAAGGUAUAUUUCCAUGUAUCCUUGGACACGAAGGCAGCGGUAUAGUUGAAAGUGUUGGAGAAGGUGUAACCGAGUUCAAACAAGGCGAUCAUGUUAUUCCUCUUUACAUACCGCAAUGCGGAGAAUGUAAGUUUUGUAAAUCACCAAAAACGAAUUUGUGCAGUAAAAUUCGUGCAACUCAAGGAAAAGGAUUAAUGCCUGAUGGCACAUCUCGUUUUACUUGCAAGGGACAAUCUAUUGCUCAUUUUAUGGGUUGUUCUACGUUCUCUGAAUAUACUGUCGUAGCUGAUAUUUCCUUGGCAAAGAUCAACAGUACUGCGCCAUUGGACAAAGUCUGUUUAUUAGGAUGCGGUAUCUCUACUGGAUAUGGUGCCGUACUUAACACUGCUAAAGUAGAGCCUGGAAGUACGUGUGCCAUUUGGGGUCUUGGCGCAGUGGGAUUAGCAGCUGCAUUUGGCUGUAAAACUGUUGGAGCUUCACGUGUUAUUGGAAUAGAUAUUAAUCCUGACAAAUUUGAGCUAGCUAAAACAUUUGGAUGUACUGAACUGAUUAAUCCUAAGGAUUAUACUACUAAACCCAUUCAAGAAGUUUUGGUAGAGCUUACAGACGGUGGACUUGAUUACACAUUUGUUUGCAUUGGAAAUGUGCAGAGUAUGCGUGUUGCUUUAGAAUCUUGUCAUAAAGGAUGGGGUAUGUCUGUGAUUGUUGGUAUAGCUGCUGCCGGUGAAGAAAUCAGUACCAGACCAUUCCAGUUAGUAACUGGACGCUCAUGGACAGGUACUGCCUUUGGUGGUUGGAAAUCCAAAGAUAGUGUUCCUAAGCUAGUGAACGAGUACAUGUCUAAGAAAUUACUCCUCGAUGAAUUUAUUACUCAUAAUUUACCAUUUGAGCAAAUUAACGAAGCUUUCUGUCUUUUGCAUGCUGGAACAUGCUUGAGAGCGGUUCUCAAAUACUAAAGGUAUAUAUAUAUAUAAUCACAUUAUUUUUGGUGGUAUCUAUAUAUAUAGGAUAUAUAAACAAUAAUUAUUAAAAAUUAUUUCUACAUCCAGGUUGGUAAGAAUUUUAUAAAUAUAUACUUAAUAUAUUUUAUUGAUAUUU